Diospyros lotus (date-plum) is the source of this 880-nucleotide messenger RNA. RefSeq lists its product as uncharacterized. The transcript has 4 exons. NCBI's taxonomy places the organism in Eukaryota, Viridiplantae, Streptophyta, Magnoliopsida, Ericales, Ebenaceae. The record is from RefSeq and is a predicted model, not a curated record. The coding region runs from base 82 to 498 and encodes 138 amino acids.
UGAUUGCGUCCAUACGGCGAGGUCUAUUGAGAAUACUGUUCAUUAGGGUUUGGCUCAGAGCGGGGAUAGAGAGAGGUUGAGAUGGCGGACGAAGAAGAAGGCGACAGGAGAGAGGCGGCAAUAGCGGCGAGGCCUUCUUUGCAGCACAGUUUCAAGCCUCCUGGCGUUACCCAAUCGCAGCUAUCCAAAUUCCAGGAACUGCACAGGAGGCGAUUACAAAUCAAGGCAAGAUCAAAGAUUAAAAACAAGGCAAAAGGAACAUCGAAUGUGAGUAGUAAAUCUCAUGUGAAGAACCUCGAUGCCAAUGAUUUUGAAAGGGAAAGUUUAAGUAAAGAAUCUGAUGAAGCGGGCAUUUCGUUUUCUGGAGGAAACUCUAUGAAGGAUACUAUCUCCUUGCAGCAAGAGAAUGUCGCAGUUCGUAGUGCGCCAAUUAAGCGCCAGAAGUUACAUUGGGGGUUGGAUGUGAAGGAGCGGUGGGAAAGGAAAGCCAACAUGUAGGAUCAUCGCCAUGUGACUGGUUAAGCAGCUUUACUGGGUGAAUCUUACUGAACCCUUUGAAGUCAGACGCAAAUGGUUGAACGAUCUCAGACAGACGGGCUGAUGAGUGAUUUAUGUAUACUGAGAAAAAUUCCAUCAGGCAACAAACUCUACUCACAUCAUGGCAAAUGUUGCCCCUUGGUGCUUUUUAGAGCUGAAAAUAGAAGAGAACAAAACCUUGUUGGAGGCAGAUAGAUUCUGCAUUCAUGUGAAAAUCAUAAGGUGUUUUCACUUUGUUACAUUUUGAAUUAGUUCUUGUACAGGUUGUUCUGCUUCUGUUGUGGAUAAGUUCUGGGAAUUAACCGUUAUGUGGAAUAGAAAGAGCAUUCUGUCGUGAAGAUAA